Archocentrus centrarchus (flier cichlid) is the source of this 1731-nucleotide messenger RNA. RefSeq names its product lebercilin-like protein. The record is from RefSeq and is a predicted model, not a curated record. The coding region runs from base 182 to 1552 and encodes 456 amino acids. Gene Ontology annotation, biological process: intraciliary transport. NCBI's taxonomy places the organism in Eukaryota, Metazoa, Chordata, Actinopteri, Cichliformes, Cichlidae. Gene Ontology annotation, cellular component: axoneme. The transcript has 8 exons.
CGGGUUACCAUAGCAACGGUGAAGGUAUCGCUACAAAAAAAAAAAGGCCCCAAGCAACGAAUGCAAAAGUAAUUGUGUUUACUUUGUAGUUCAGCCAGCUAAACGUUGCAGCCCGAAACAGAGAGUGUGAGAAGAUAGCCGCGCAUACAAGCAACUUAGAGGGUAAAGAGGAUUCAUACGCAUGAGGCAGCAGAGCCCGGUGAUGCAGAAGGUCUUUCCUCACGGGAAGGAGGGUGAUGCUGUGAGCUGCAGCACUGACACCUCUAGGUGGUCCAGUCCCUCCAGAUCAGAUGACUCUUAUAUUCCACAAUACACAUUUGAGUGUGAGGACAAAGCAGAUGCCAGCCCAUCAGUCAAGUGGCAAUCUGGAAGAAAGCCGGGCGUUUUGUUUGGUAAGAAAGCCCAAGGCGUGCACACGCAGAAGACAGACACCACUAGAAACCACCAUGUGGUUAAGUUGCCUCCAAUCAAGUCCCCGCAGAUUUCAAAGUCACGCAUGCAGUCUGCCAGCUUGAACCGCAUCAGGGAGCUGGAGAGCGAGGUGUGUAGUCUGCAGCAGCAGCUGUGUGAGUCCAGGACUGAGAACAAACUGCUUAAGAGAGUGCAGCAUCGCCACACGAUGGCACUGCAGUACUACCAAGACUCAAAGGACAGCAUUUCACAGAUUGUUACCAAGCACAAAAACGAGGCCAGAGCCCUGCAGAAGUUGCUCCGUAACACCCGCACCUGCCGUGACAACUUAGCCAGGCAGCUGCAGGCCACAGAAGACAAACUGCUGCACACAAAGGAAAUUCUCCAGCAACUGCAGCUGCUCAUCCAGGACCAGAGCCUGCAGGAGCGGGAGGAGCUCACCCUGAGGCUGGCCAAGGCCUCUGCAGAGGUGGAGGAGAAGGACAAGAAGAUACUGGACAUGGAGAAGAAUCUUGAAUUGUGCCAAGCUUCAUUCAAACGGCAAAUAGUCACCGAGCAAAGAAAAAUCAAAGAGGCGAGAAAGAUCUCCAGCUAUCUACAAGGGCAAAUAGAUCAGCUAACUAAAGAACUUGUGGGCAGAGAGCGGGAAAUGGAAAAACAUAACAUUUACUUCCAUCGAUUCCUGAAAGGGUUGAGCAAUAGAGGCAGGGAAAACAAGAUGGUUCAAACAGAUGGAUUAGUCCCACUCCCCGCUGAUGGCGCAAGUGUUUUGGAGAAUGAAUAUUCAGAGCCUGUUCAGAGACUGGAGCAGCAGGAGAGCUCUGUGACCGAGAAAUCAGCGGGAAGAAUAGCAGUUCAGCCAAAAGCCAAGAAACCCAAAAUGAAGAAGGCAUCAGAAUCCACGAGUGUGUUCGAUGCAAGUGAACCCACAGUAAAAGAUUUGUUCUCAGACACCUGUUCAGAUGAGAGCCCAGAAAACAAAAAUAAUGGAGACUGUGUGAAAGAGAAGAAGGCAUCAGAAGCCCUACACGUGUUUGAAGAGAAACAGGAGGCAGAGCAUGAACGCAUGAGGGUUUUCAUUUUAGAGCAGUCCCUGAAUCCAGCUGCACCUGAGAAAAGAAUUCAGGUUCCCCGGAUUUAGACACCACAGCUUUAUACAGAUCACGGGGAACCUGCACAAUGGAAAGCCAGCCUACAGCAGUGUGGACUUAAGCCCACGUGAAAGCUCCAAGGUGGAGAGCCUCAGUAGAAUUUCUGGCCUUCUUAUACCAGAUGGUAAAAGGGAGGGAGGUGGAGCACACAGCUCUCAGUCUGAAUAAA